Molecule: messenger RNA, 2085 nt
Organism: Notolabrus celidotus (New Zealand spotty)
Lineage: Eukaryota; Metazoa; Chordata; Actinopteri; Labriformes; Labridae
Gene: shmt1
Product: serine hydroxymethyltransferase 1 (soluble)
Exons: 12
Coding region: 145-1593 (482 amino acids)
Biological process (GO): purine nucleobase biosynthetic process; folic acid metabolic process; protein homotetramerization
Cellular component (GO): cytosol; nucleus; cytoplasm
Molecular function (GO): glycine hydroxymethyltransferase activity; mRNA 5'-UTR binding; mRNA regulatory element binding translation repressor activity
Source: RefSeq, a predicted model, not a curated record
GGAGGACGUGUGCUCUGAUUGGUGGAAAGUUUGGCGGACUUUGUCCCCGCUGAGCAGGAAAGCGUUUUUUGUUGGAACACUGGAGAGUCCAGAUUCAGCGCGUGACAGCGGCAGGAGAGUCCACCUCACAGAGCAGCAGCGACCAUGUCUCUCACUAACGGCCACCAUGUCAGCAAGGAAACCUGGGAGUCACACAACGCCAUGAUGCUGGAGCCUCUGUCCACCAAUGACUCUGAGGUGUUCAGCAUCAUAAAGAAGGAGAAGCACAGGCAGACGUACGGUCUGGAGCUGAUAGCGUCGGAGAACUUUGCGAGCAGAGCCGUUCUGGAGGCUCUGGGUUCCUGCAUGAACAACAAGUACUCGGAGGGAUACCCGGGUCAGAGGUAUUACGGCGGCACGGAGCAUGUUGAUGAGCUGGAGAGACUCUGCCAGAAGAGGGCGCUGGAGGUUUACGGUCUGGAGUCUGAGAAGUGGGGCGUCAACGUUCAGCCGUACUCAGGCUCACCUGCUAACUUCGCCGUAUACACCGCCAUCGUGGAGCCUCACGGAAGGAUCAUGGGCCUGGACCUACCUGACGGAGGUCACCUGACGCAUGGCUUCAUGACGGAGAAGAAGAAGAUCUCAGCCACGUCCAUCUUCUUUGAGUCCAUGCCGUAUAAGGUGAACGCAGACACCGGAUACAUCGACUACGACAGACUGCAAGAAAACGCUCGACUGUUUCACCCAAAGAUCAUCAUCGCAGGGACGAGCUGCUACUCCAGAAACCUGGACUACGGCCGCAUGAAGCAGAUAGCCAAUGAGAACGGGGCGUACCUGAUGGGGGACAUGGCUCACAUCAGCGGGUUGGUGGCGGCUGGAGUCGUGCCCUCGCCAUUUGAUCACUGUGACAUUGUUUCCACGACGACACACAAGACGCUGCGAGGCUGCCGCGCCGGACUCAUCUUCUUCAGGAGAGGUGUGCGCAGCGUGGACGCUAAGGGGAAGGAGACUCUGUACAACCUGGAGUCUCUGAUCAAUCAGGCCGUGUUUCCAGGGUUACAGGGAGGACCUCACAACCACGCCAUCGCAGGUGUGGCUGUAGCUCUGAAACAGGCGAUGACAGCAGAGUUUAAAGUCUAUCAGACUCAGGUCCUGGCUAACUGCAAAGCUCUGUCCAGCGCUCUCAUCGACCAUGACUACAAGAUCGUCACAGGCGGCUCUGACAACCACCUGAUCCUGCUCGACCUGCGCAGCAAAGGAACAGACGGAGGACGAGCUGAGAAGGUUCUGGAGGCCUGUGCCAUCGCCUGCAACAAGAACACCUGUCCAGGGGAUAAGAGCGCUCUGCGUCCCAGCGGUCUGAGGUUCGGCUCCCCUGCUCUGACCUCCAGGGGUCUGGUGGAGGAGGACUUUAAGAAGGUGGCGGACUUCAUCCACAGAGGUAUCGUGCUGACCCUGGAGGUGCAGAGAAGUCUGGAUCCAAAGGCCCCUCUGAAGGAGUUCAUCCAGGCUCUGGCUCAGGGGGAGAAGUUCCAGCAGCGGGUCUCAGAGAUCAAGGCAGAGGUGGAGGCGUUCGCCGGUCAGUUCCCCAUGCCGGGUCUCCCAGAGCUGUAGAUGGACGGGCCGGUCUCUGCUGGACCUGUUUCUGACUGUACACCUGCUGAAGUUGUCCCUGUUUAAAGGAGUCCUCCUGGUGUUAGAGGAUCUCUGAACCGCCUGAAUCUGCAGACCAGCUUUACUCACUUUGAUGCUUUUAAGUUUCCUCCAAAGCUUUUUGAUCCUGUGAGCUUUAAUCUGAUCUGUGCUGCUGAGAAACAAAAAUCACUCCCUCCUGUCUCUCACUCCCUCCACUGACUCCCUCUUCUCUCUCCCUCCUCCUCUCUCUCCCUCCUCUCCCUUCCUCCUCUCACCCAGCUCUUUCCCAUGAAGUCCCCUCAGAGUGAGCUCACCUGAGAGGGGCCGACUGAUGGGCGUGACUGUUUAUUUCGUUGUCCCCAAAGUUCCUCCUGACGAGGAGCCUAGAGAUCAGCUGUUUGAUGUUUAAUAAAGAUGUGAAUUCUUCUGAUCAGUGAUCAAUAAAGUCGUCUCUGUCUCUCUGUCCUCACA